GACCAGCUCCAGGACGUCCAUCAGAUCCAGGGAGCGGCCAUGGCCUUCGCUGCUCUGCGCGGCGACGGGUCCGUGGUCACCUGGGGCCACCCGGACUUUGGGGGGAACUCCGACCCGGUGCAGGACCAGCUCUGGGACGUUCAAGAAGUCCAGGCCACUGCGCUGGCCUUCGCGGCGCUGCGAGGGGACGGCUCCGUGGUGACCUGGGGCUAUCCCGAUUUCGGCGGGAACAGCGACGACGUGCAAGCUGAUCUGACUUGCAUCCGCGCCAUCCAGGCGAACCGUGGCGCUUUUGCUGCCAUCCGUGAG
Symbiodinium sp. CCMP2456 is the source of this 309-nucleotide messenger RNA. The record is from the annotation of a GenBank genome assembly. Lineage: Eukaryota; Dinophyceae; Suessiales; Symbiodiniaceae.